AUGAGACGCUUUGCGCUGGUGACACACAAAGUUAUUGCUGGGACAUCCCACUCACAUGGUGUCCUCAUGAGCACUGCAGCUGUGGCAGCAACUCCAGUUAUGUGCGGACCCGCCGCUGCCACCUCUCCUGCUGCGAAGACAGCGGACGAGCCAUCAACGGUUGCUGCUACACUGAGUGUACGUCUGACAUCGAUGGUGGCGGACCUGCAACGACGGUCGAAGGACGCAGCUAAGUGUGAUGGCGUGACGUUGGCGGCGAACGCGGGUGACGCUCCUUCCGAGCAUGAUGUGUGUGGCAAACAAACCACUACCCCAACAUUUCCAAUGACGCUGCAGCCCGUGCAGUUAAUCGACGCUCUCAGUCUCUACAUUCGCCGCGAGGAGCAGUUGAAUGAGCUCUGCCGCUCCAAGCUGCUCUCUGUGCGGCGCUACUAUGUGCGGAUGCGGGAGCAGAAGACGCAUCUCUCACCGCUGGAGUGGGACGUGCUGUUGAACGAGGCAACGAACAUUGUGGAGGGGCGCGGCGUGCCGCUCGCGGUGGCAGCACGGCUGCUGCGCCCACGGUGGCCGGAGCACUUGAUGGACGUUUCGGGGAGCCGCCACCAUGCAUUUCUGGUGAAGAGUGUUCUUGCGUGGGUGACUAGUCUGCUGCAGGAGGGAAAACUCACGGCGCCAGAUGCUCGGACGAUACUGGUGCAGUGUCCGCGUCUUUUUACCGGGCACGUGGCGCUCAUGGGCUCCGUAGUGGAGUGCGCGCUGUCAGAUAUAAAGACGCUCGAUGACCCAGAGGUGCUGAUUCAGCUUAUGUGGGCUGUGAACGACGCCCGGACACACGCACCGGAUCACUUCUGGAGACGCGUGCUCGAUAAGCUUGCGCAGUUGAAUCGCUCGCUGCGGGAUCAGGUCGGUGACGCGAUCGACGUGGAUGGACGCGUCGCAGGGGGAAAUGGUGCGAAGAAAACUAUGACUUCCACUCGCACACGAGUUGGCCACGUUUUCUCUGGACUCACAACACGACAGCUAUUUCGUGCGCUGCGUGUGCUGCGGAAAGAGAGGUGGUGCGGUGAUGUGCCGACAGUCUUUGACUUCGUGGACAGAGCGUUAAAGAACAUUGCUUUUGAAGCUGAGGCGAUGAAUGCAGCUGUUCCCAAAACGCCGGAGCGUCAACUCUCGCGGCAGGCGGUGGUGCGGCGCGUGCAGAAGGCGUCUGAUCUGUCGCCGGCCGAGCUGCUGUCGCUCCUCAACAUUGCCGGUGAGCUCGGCGUCCAGUUUCACGUGUCGUUGGUGCGUGUGGCGGAGUGCCUACUUGCACCUAUGGUGCAGUACCUUAACCGAGAACAGCUGAUGCUUCUUACGUCCAGCGUGAGGCGCACGCGCUGCGACUCGCCGCAGCUGGUGCAGGCUAUUAUGGACGCUAUUGUGCGGCGCGGCGUCACGUAUCCGUGCGCGCUCAGCCUCUCCAAGGCAACGCUGCGGACGGUUCUCCAGAAGCCGGCGCUUCUGUCGCAGCUGACACUCGCACCGUUUGUGGAGCACAUUACCAACCUCUGCAACACGUACAGGUGGAGCAUGCGUGCAUCGCAGGUUCUUGGCUGGGUGGAGCUGCUGUACGCGCUUUCGCGACGGUACGCACCGUCGUCGUCUGUGGGUGUGCGGGUGCGUAUGUGUGUGGAGGGUUUCGCCGCGCCGCUAAGCGCCAUGAUGGCCCUUGGCGUGGUGCCCACCUCCAUCGUCUCACGCAUGCUGGAGCACACCGUUAUACUCGGAAUGCGGCAGCAGCCGCAAUACCCCCUCACAGCUAAACUGCGCGAGGAGCGUAAUGUGUUGGUCAACGCGAGGAACGCGCAGGGUGAUGACAUGUUUGAUGAUGAAGCAGACGUACCAUUGCAGGGCAAUGCUGCCACUUCAACAUCAACAACAACUAACGUCCCUGAUAGUAGUGCUGCUGAUAUGGCUGCGCGGAAUGCAGGGAACGAUCGUGAUCCACGCGUAGGGGAGGCGCCUAGGGCUGUGCGGCAGGUAUACGACUAUCUUAUUUUCGCUUACGAGCGGCAAAUGAUCCUGCGCGUGCCACUGGCGAAUCUUGAAGAGCAGCAUUUCUGUGAGACCUUUCGCCGUGUCGGCUUGUACAACAUAUUUACUGGGGCAAGUAUCAUGAAGCAGGUGCACCUGCGCCACACAGCUGCAGACGACGGCACGCUGACGUUACCUCCAAACGCGCAGUCAGCGUGGGUUGAGAAGCAUGUCGGCGCCAUAAUUGAUGCACGUCUUCAGAGGGCGAAGAUAUCGCCGACCUCUUCCAAUGACGACGUACUGCGUCUUCUCGGCCAGCGCCACUGCGAUGCGGCGAAAGUACGGAAGUUUCAGGAACUCGUACAGAAUUCCCCGCUGCUGUUGGCGCGUCAGCAGCGCCGGCUGUGGGAGUACAUUAGCGAGCUGGCCCGACGGUUCGGCGGGCAGCAGGAGCGGGAUGUCGCACAGAAGAUGCUGGCGACAGUUCUAUACUAG
Molecule: messenger RNA, 2508 nt
Organism: Trypanosoma grayi
Lineage: Eukaryota; Euglenozoa; Kinetoplastea; Trypanosomatida; Trypanosomatidae
Exons: 1
Coding region: 1-2508 (835 amino acids)
Source: RefSeq, a predicted model, not a curated record